ACGUGUGUACCGUACAGUAUAUCGCAUACAGUGGACGACUCGUGUUGUCACUAGCGCCCAAACUCAGCUAUAUUUACUCAAGCGAUAGCUUGGCUACAUUGAUCACAUCCCAACCUGACCUGCGUAGCUUACGAUCAGAGGUUAGUCUCACCACCAUCAGUGUGCGUGCACCAUUGCAUAUGCAUAUGAUACUGAACCUAAACUGUUAGAGGAAUGACCCAGGCUGAUCUCGGGACCCCGCUAAAUUAGUACUCCAGUAAAUGAUGGGGGCAAGUCGUUGUGGUAAUACCCAGCUUGCUGUAUAUAGACACGCAUUUGCAUGUAAUCCAUUGCAUAAUUGCAGAGCUACGUGCGUGACAUACCAGGGGCAGUAGCUGGGUCACGAUCAAAACGGACAUUCUUCAGAAAUAGAAAAAUGGAAACAAUGGCGCAUGAUGAUCAGUCAGAAGUCCCGAGAAUAGCCGAAGAGUUUUGGGAGUGGUGGAUGAUGGAGAACCCAGAAUAUGCCACCUAUGUCGGCUACCACCAGUACGGGCUUGGGUUGGACAGUUUCAGUGAAGAGAGAUACUUGAAACGACAGGAAUAUUGCAAAACUUUGUUAAACAAAGUUGACGAGAUCGAUCCCUCCAAGGAAAGUCGCCAAAAUGAGACAACUCUUUAUAUGCUGAAGUACUACCUCAAGAUGUACAUAGACGGUAUACAAUACGCCGGUUAUCUAUUGGGAUUGCACUAUAAGGAAGGUGUCCACAGAGACUUUAAAGAACGGACUGUGGGCAGGAUGAGUUUUACCUGUUUAAAAGACUACGAAAUAUAUUUACAGAGAUUAAGAGAUUUCCCUAAACAGAUACAAGAAAAUAUAGAUUUCCAAAGGAAAGGUAUUGAAAGAAGGAUCGUUCACCACCCUCGUGCUAUGGCUCACAUUAUUGAUGACAUUAUAGACCGAGACUUGGAACGUCCAGCAGAAGAAUCCGAAUACUAUGCUCCUUUCAACAACAUUCCAGAGGAUAUUGCAGAUCCUCACAGGUCAGAGCUGAAAAAGGAAGGACUGGCUCUUGUUACCUCAAAUGUCUACGGAUCUCUGGAAAAACUGAAAUCUUUUUUGCAAGAGUCCUACUUUCCCCAUCUUCGUCAAGAUAUUUCCAUAUCCUCUCUCUCCGGAGGCUUGGAAAGAUACAAAGCACAACUGAGGUUCCAUUGCGACUCUGACAUAUCUCCCGAGGAAAUGUUUAAGCUUGGCAGCGAAGAACUUAAGAAAGCACAGGAUAAAGCUAAAUCGCUAAUGGACGAACACCACUUUAAAGGAUCUUACCGUGAAUUCCUCUCCUACUGCCAGAAGAUGUCCGGUGCAAAUCUGUCCAAAACAUCGGAAGAAGUCUUGGAUGCUUUUCGAAGCACCCUAGAAAACAAGAUAAGACCAAAGCUACCGAAAUAUUUCAAGAACCUUCCAAACCAGCCUUUCAGGUUAGUGGCCAUGCCAGACAGGAGACCGAUCACGUUCGCCGUGUACAACGCUCCUGCCCAAGACCACAACGUGCCUGGAACGCUCUACGUGUGCCCUCAUCACUCGGAAAUCAAGAACAAUGCUUUUGUUGCCUUAACUCUUCAUGAGUUAGAGCCUGGUCAUCAUUUACAGCAUUCCCUAGUCGUACUCCAGAAGAAGCUUCCAAAGUUUCGUCGUCAUAAAGAUGAUCGACGGUAUUACGAGGUACCCAGUAGGUUUCCCAUGAACACGGCCUACACUGAGGGCUGGGGACUAUACUCCGAGGAACUUGGCGUAGAGAUGGGCUUGUACGACACUCUUCAAGAACUCUAUGGUUAUUACAUAUCAGAAUUGUACCGCAGCGCUCGGGUUGUUGUGAAUGUUGGAAUCCACGCCCUUGGAUGGUCAGAGUCUGAGUCAAUACAGUUUUUGAAGGACAAUACAGCUCUAAGCGAUCAGGGAAUUCAUCUUGAAAUGGACAGACAUGUUACAAUUCCGGGUCAGCAAUGCGCAUACAAAAUGGGACAUUUUAAGAUCAGGGAACUGCGAAGGAAAGCAGAAAAAGAACUAGGUCCUCUAUUCGAUCUGCGAGAUUUUCACGAAGCUUGCCUGACCUGUGGACAAGUGCCAUUGCAAGUCUUAGAGAAAAUCAUUGACCACUACAUAGAAGAUGCUCAAAACGGACACGCCAAAAGCUGCAAUUCGUAGGAAUUCAAACUGAAAACAAAAACAGUGCAACUGAUGACCCUGAAGAGUGUCAGAGUUUUCAAGCACCCUCCUGUCUUAUUGGCCUGCAAACGUCAAUGUUCGUGUUAAAACAGUUCAUAUGUUUCUCUACUUCACUUCAGCCAAUUUACUAGUGAGAUGCCUUGUGUCCAAUUCCACUCACAGUGAAAAUGCUUAUUUUGUUAUUCCAAAAACACACAUGUAAAACAAACCGUUAGUAUAACAGUGCAGGUUAAUUAAAGAAGAAAGAAUAUCUAAGACAGUAACAACCCCAUGAAUUGCCCUGCGAUCAAAGUAACGCGGGCUUAACAAAGUAUAUAUUCCAUGACAACGCAAGAUUGGCAAUACUAUGUUUGGCAUAACAUAAUCUAAAUAACAAAUCCGUAAUAAAAUAACCAGCAUGUUUGAAACACCUCAAUAGUGCGUUCAGACUUUGAUAACAGGCUUCACCCUGGAUUGCGUUAAGUCUGACUAGUUCGUUCUAGGCAAGGAAACAAGUUGUUCCUUAGUCGAUUCAUAUAAGACUUACUAUUCGGGAAAGUUGUUAUAUGAACGUGUGACGUGCCCGUUUCACAAAUCGACUGAAGUCAAAAAUCGAUCUAUUGGCUGAAAAACACCACGUAUACUGCUUAGUAAUAUGUCUUAAAUGUCUGUUUGCACUAAAUCGCCUGAGACAUUAUUAGAAUCGCAGUAUACGACCAAAUUGCGAUUUUCAGUUAUAAAAGUCCUUAGCCUUUUUGGUUCUGAUUUUGCGGGCGUAAUACUGCGCUUUUAACGGGAUGGCCAUUUUGUCCGGGGACAGGGCCAUUAACUUACAAUCUCGACGAGUGAGAGAAAAUUGUUCAGUCCAUUCGUUUCCUUGGACAUCCAGUGUAGACAACUGAGAUUCACAAAAUUUAGCAACUUUAUCUAAAAGUGUCUUAAAAUACGACAGUUCGUUUUGAAAAUCUGGCGCCUGGCUAUCUAAAAUGGUGAUGAAUUUGGAUCUAAAAUGAUUGUACAGCGUAACAUCUAAAACAUUCCUCUUUUUAAAUAGUGCCUGAGAACUGUCUUCAUUCUCGUAAGAUUUGUUUGAUAUGUGAGCCCUGUAUUCAUUAAGAUACAAAAUGUUCUUCAUUUUCCAGCAGAGGCGACGCCGCAAUAAUAUUAAACCCUCGUUCAAAUAUUCAGCAAGUAUAAUGAGAUGAAAAUCUCGUUCAAUCACAUUAAGAAACUCGUCAAUACUUGGGGUGCUAUCUAGCUCGAAAUCGCUAUAACCGAAAUUUCGCAGCAUAGCGUUUGGAAAAACAUUUUC
Messenger RNA from Lingula anatina, 3500 nucleotides. RefSeq lists its product as uncharacterized. Lineage: Eukaryota; Metazoa; Brachiopoda; Lingulata; Lingulida; Lingulidae. The record is from RefSeq and is a predicted model, not a curated record.